This is a messenger RNA of Cylicocyclus nassatus, 234 nucleotides long. Lineage: Eukaryota; Metazoa; Nematoda; Chromadorea; Rhabditida; Strongylidae. The record is from the annotation of a GenBank genome assembly.
AUGAAAUUUCUCCACCUAUUCGCACUGCUGGUCCUAGUGAUCGCCACGGCAGCGGUGCCUCUCACUGACGGACAGACGGGUAAAACUGAUAAGAACUCCCGAGUGAAACGUUUCCCACCUCCUCCACGAAGAGUCCCGCGACCUUGGCCUACUCGAAGCACUCCGCCUCCUAUGCGAAUACCGACUCCUACGUCUCGUCCACGUGCAUUAAUUCCUCAAAACCCAUGGGGAUAA